CCAUACACCGCUAUGCACACCCCCGUAGGCCAACUACAGAUGCAAGUGACCCCUAUGGAAUUCACAAACGCGGUGGCCGAAGCGCAACGCAGGAUGCUCGUUGUGGCCGGGGAGAUGUUCCCAGAGAAAUGUGAGCCUUACAUCGAUGAUAAUCCGAUCAAAGGCGCGCAGGAGAAGGACGAGACGGAAGUCCAGCCGAGGAUUCGACGUUUUGUGAGGGACCACCUGCAGGACAUCAAGGACUUACUCCGCCGGUUCCUAGUAUACAACAUUACGGCUAGUGGACCAAAGAGUAUCCCAGCAGUACCAGAGGUAACUAUACUAGGAUUUCGUUGUGGUGCUUACGGCAGGAAGCCGGAUCCGGCAAAGACCGACAAGAAAUCACAGUGGCCGACACCACUGCGCACGGCGAUGGAGGUAAGGGUAUUCCUGGGCGUGGUCGGCUCUUGGAGGAUCGUCAUUAAGAACUUUGCCAAGAUUGUUGAUCCUAUCCGGGCUAUGAUCAUGGAAAAAGGAACCAUGGACUGGACGGAGGAGCGAGAAGGGGUUGUCCAAAGGCUCAAGGACAUAUUCACAUCUGAGACAGUCGCCCUGUCCGCACUUUGUUUUAAUGACGAAGUGGGACGACCCUUCAUCCUAGAGACGGAUAGGGGACCUUUGGCCGUAGGAGGUGUGUUGAUUCAAAGGGAUGAGGGAGGAAAAGAGAGGCCGAUUAGGUUUGAAAGUAGAACCCUGAACUCCGCAGAACGGCGGUACUCGCAAUUCAAGAAGGAAGUCCUAGCCAUCCUGCAUUGCCUUAAGACCUUUCAGGCCUACCUAUUCGGGAGGCGGUUCAUCUUAAGGAUCGAUCCGACGAAUGUCGCAUGGGCUCUAAAGAAUUACAGGCUUAUAGAUCCGACGAUAGGGAGAUGGGUAGGAUUCAUCUGGCAGUUCGAUUACAAGAUCGAAUGGAUUGUUGGAAUCCGCAACAAGGCAGAUGGGCUGAGUCAGGUUUGCAUCACUCCCGAAGGGAUGGAGGAUGCAGAGCCCAUAGACGCAUUCCUCGAAUACGAAGGAGGGACUCUCGCGGUGGAUAACGAAAUGAUGAGCGGGGAAUGCACAUCGAGAGAACUAUUGAUCCAGACUUUGGAGAAGGGGGCACCUGCCGUAGUAGCAGAACUUAGAGAAGGAUCAGUUACCACUCGAGGACGCAGGGAAGAAAAGGAUUCAUGGGGAGCGAUAGUAGGACGGAAAGAGGAACUAAUGGCAAUGGCGGUCGAGGGAGGACGGGAAGCAGUGAUGAGCUUAGUGGAAUCUUGGGAAAGGAAAGAGUUGCAAUGGUUGCUAAACCAGAUGCAGGAAGGAAAGGAUGAGGGCAAUGAAGGAAAGGAGUUUUUCUAUGUCCAAUCAUACGAAGGGCUCUUCCAUGAGAUCGGGCUGUUAUUGGUAUAUCUGGAUGCGCGAGACAACCUGAGCGGGUUCGUGGAGGCAGUCGCCCUUAAGAAAAAGACAGGGAGAAGUGUGGAGGACUGGAUAGAAGACUUUUACUUGAGGCAUCCAUUCGUCUGGAGGUUUAUAACAAACAAUGGGAUGGAGUUUGUAAACCAAGAAGUAUUGGGGGUGCUUAAGAGACUCUGCGUACUGAUCAAACUCAUCGAGCCGUAUCACCCUGAGGUCAAUGCACCUGUGGAAAGGGGGCACCGAACCUUGAAGAACACGAUUGCAAAGCUCACAGCGGACCAUCUGGGAAACUGGCCUAGGUAUCUUAAGCAGACUGUCUUUGCAGAGAAUAUGACCCCUAAAAGGACAACAGGGUGUAUCCCGACAGAGCUUUGGUAUGGAAAAGAGAUCGACUUUCCUGUGAAAGCCUUGGUACCUACCUGGAAUAGGUUAGAUGAUGAUCCGCAAAUGACCACUGAAGAGUUGAUCGAGGCAAGAUGUCAACAAAUCCUUCAGAAUGAGGAGGUCAUGGAAGACAUCGCCAACCGGGUGCUGGACAGCAGAAUGAGGGACAAAGCAAGGUGGGACUAUGUUAAGAAUGUCAGAAAGGAGUCACUUCAGGUGGGGGAGAUGAUAUUGCUAAGGAACUCGACACUAGAAAGUACUUGGUCGGGACAGUUGGGAAGGAGGUUCAAAGGUCCCUACCGGGUCGCCAAGCUGCUGGGACUGAACACCUUCGAACUGGAAGAUUUGGAUGAAACUGGAUUGAAAGGGCCCUUCCCGAGGCAACGACUGGUCAGGUUUCUAAAUCGGGACCCAGUGGAACAAUGGCUUCACGAGGCCGAAGAUAAGAAAAUUGAGGAGCCACAAGCUAAAGACUGACCACAGCCUUGCCCACACUAUGUUUUGUCUCUGACCAUGUUCGUGGGACUGUCAUUUUUUUUUGGGACUGGCGCUUUGGCGUGGACUGACUGAGGUUGAAAGGCAGCAUGACUUGGGGGCUUGCAAUAUCUGGCUUGUGUGACAACGGGAAGGGAUGUUUGGGGCAUUGUACCAUAGUUUUUGGAAAAUAAAAAUAAAAAUCAUCACAAACGAUGCAUUCGCAUGUAUAAUAGGGGCAUGCUGCGAAGGAUGCUGGGAGCAUUUUGGAAAAAAUGGGGGACUACCUACCAGACUGGGGGAAUGGGUGCAUGAGGGGCUUUGCGGGUGUUGUUUUGUUAUACAGGGUCUAAAAGAAAAAAAAAGAUGGAGUUCGGUGACGAAAAUGACAGCGGGGCAAUCAACAGGCCUACCGGAG
Molecule: messenger RNA, 2716 nt
Organism: Chara braunii
Lineage: Eukaryota; Viridiplantae; Streptophyta; Charophyceae; Charales; Characeae
Source: the annotation of a GenBank genome assembly